AUGCUCGGACUGCGUGAGAGGCUGAGUUUCGCGGUGCUCGCGGCCGCCGCGCUGGUGUCGGUGCGCUCGUCCCCGGUGGUCGGACCCGAGCCCAUCCGCUGCGCGCCCUGCGCGGAGCCGAGCGACUGUCCCGCGGUGCCCGCGGGGUGCGCGCAGGUGCUGCGCGAGCCCGGCUGCGGCUGCUGCAUGGCCUGCGCCCUGGAGAAGGGGGCCUCGUGCGGGGUCCACACGGCGCACUGCGGGGCGGGCCUCCGCUGCAGCCCCCGGCCCGGGGAGGCCCGGCCGCUGCACGCGCUGACCCGGGGCCAGGGGGUCUGCACCGAGGACCAGGACCAAGAAGAAACUGAUGCGGUCCUUGAUCAGGGCUCCCUGCACUUCCUGUUUGGUGUGAACCUUCCUCCUGACCAGCAAGACACUGCCGAGGGUCAGGAGAGCAUCAAAGCCAAGGUCAACGCCAUCCGCAGCAAACUGGUGCAGCAGGGUCCCUGUCACAUUGAGCUGCACACGGCGCUGGACCAGAUCGCCACCUCACAACAGAAACUUGGAGACAAGUUCACGACCUUCUACCUCCCCAACUGCGACAAGCACGGCUUCUACAAGGCCAAGCAGUGUGAGUCAUCUCUGGUGGGGCCGCCCGCCCGCUGCUGGUGCGUCUCCUCCUGGAACGGGAAGAGGCUCCCGGGGUCCAGCGACCUGGUCGGUGACUCAGAGUGUCAUCAGGAAGUCACUCACUAG
Salarias fasciatus (jewelled blenny) is the source of this 735-nucleotide messenger RNA. Its product is annotated as insulin-like growth factor-binding protein 1. Gene Ontology annotation, molecular function: insulin-like growth factor I binding; insulin-like growth factor II binding. The record is from RefSeq and is a predicted model, not a curated record. Gene Ontology annotation, biological process: regulation of insulin-like growth factor receptor signaling pathway. The coding region runs from base 1 to 735 and encodes 244 amino acids. Gene Ontology annotation, cellular component: extracellular region. Lineage: Eukaryota; Metazoa; Chordata; Actinopteri; Blenniiformes; Blenniidae. The transcript has 4 exons.